CAUCAACGAACGAGCUUAAGCUCGUCUUCACUGGUUUCGAAUCGUCAAUUGCUCAGAUCUGAAGUCUUCCAUGGAAAUGGCGUCAAUCUCUUCGAGCCCCCGCACUGUCGAAGAGAUCUUCAAAGACUUCAGCGCUCGUUGCUCUGGAGCCCUUCGUACUCUCUGACCUACGCUACUUCACUAUCAUAAACCCUAAUUUCAAUAUAUGGAUCUGUAUUUAUUUUGUCUCUCUAGUCUCUGCUUUGACGAUUUUGCUUCUCUUUCUCUGUCUCUCUCAGAUAUCGAUGAUUUUUACACACUAUGCAAUCCAGAGAAGGAUAAUUUGUGUUCGUAUGGGCAUCCAAAUGAGACAGGGGAAGUGACAUUGCCGGCGGAGGGAUCAAUUUCGCGAGGUAUGGGAUGGGCAGGAGAGAUUGGCUGUGCAUACUGAUUCUUGGUUGCUUUCCGUUGCUUUCUAUUUUGGUGCUCGGCUUAAUCGCAACGAGAGGUACAGUGUUUAUUGUUGUCGCUUCAUAUUACAAUCUUUAGGUUAUUGAAUUUCGGCUGCAGCUGGGUAUCUUUGUCUGCUAAAAUACAGGUUGUAAAGUCUUAGGGCCGUUUGAUAACUUUUUUGUUUUUGUUUUUGCUUUUUUCGUAAAAAACACGAAAUAAAAACGUCAAACAAACAUGUUAGUGAGUGACUCUUUAUGCGAAGUUCCUUAAGGAAAGCUAGUUUUUGUUGCCAAUGCCUUUUCUAGGUGGAAUAAUAGUUAGAAUGGUGACAUUUUCAUUUGCUGCAACAUUUUCUGGGCAUUGCUAUUUUGAAUUUAUUUGAUUAUAUUUUAAGAUAAAGAAACCAGCUAUAAGCAACUCUUAAUCGUGGAUACACUUUGUAUAAAGAGUAUAUGAUUCUGUUCCCUUAGCCUUUUGCAGAGAGUACCUUGUUUUCCGAGAUUGAAGACUAUUGCUGGUUGUUUUUUUUAAUAAACGAUCUGACAUAGUGUGUGUACAUUUGAUUUAGUUAACAAAUACAAAAAUGAUCAAAAGAAGAGGUGAUCUUAUAACAUAGUGAGGAGAAACAUUGAACAAUCUGCCAGUAAUGCCUUUGAAAGGUAUUAGUUUUUGGUAAGAACCUAAAAAAGGGCACAAUGCAUGCAGCUCCCGCCACUGUAAGAUUUGGGAGUGGUUAGAUGUAUACAGUCAUACCCCUACAUGCACCUAGUUCAUAAUAGAGCAACCUUACCACCGGUCCUAUUUGACUUGUGUAAGAACCUA
Ilex paraguariensis (yerba mate) is the source of this 1254-nucleotide messenger RNA. The record is from the annotation of a GenBank genome assembly. NCBI's taxonomy places the organism in Eukaryota, Viridiplantae, Streptophyta, Magnoliopsida, Aquifoliales, Aquifoliaceae.